AUGUUUCGGAGUCCAAACGGAGCGCCGAUGUUCGCGGAUGUUCAAAGCCAACUGCCGGCCCCCAGAGAGGAAGAGCAAGCAGAUCGUGAGCAGCAACGUCAGAUGAAGGACGACCACACAGCUAGGAUGGCGGCUAGAGCGUUGUCCUUGUCACCGCUCCUCAGCCUCCCGUACGAGCUAAGGCAAAGGGUCUUCCAGUAUGUGUUCACAGACUCGUCGUCGGAAUUCUUCCCUCACCAACAAGCGUGCUCUCCAUCAAGGCUUCUCGGCAUGGUGGGAGGCCAAUACAAGAUCUCUGGUCUCGGGCCGCGCGAAAAUGCCGUGAACAAUAAUCUUGUGCAGCCUCUUCUUCUCUGCCGCCAAAUCUACCGGGAAACACGCUUGAUGCCUCUCCAAGUCAAUCGCGUCAAGUGUCCAGCAACCAUGGGAUCCAAUACCUCGGCAACAAAGCGCUUCUUGGAUGCGCUGAUGCCAUUUCAGCGGCGAGCAAUCCAACAGCUGGAAGUGCACCUGCUUGCGAGUGUGACGGAAGCAUGGUCCUUGAGGUCGAUUCUCAGGUCAAUAGCCGGCGUCACGGACACACGAAGUGACCGCGGCUUGGGAAAGAGUGGUAGCCGCGCUGAUCUAGAGGUUGGCUGGGAUGAGAAAGAAAAAGGUGGCCAGACCCCCAGCAUAGACUCAAACAACUCGACGGGCGACAGCAGCUUGAAGGAAUUGACAGUCCAUAUCACCACACGAGAUCUGCUGUUGGCGCAGGCGGACUCGACGGUAGGGUUGCUGCACAUUCUGACAGUGGCUCCUUUUUCUCAAGAUCAUCCUUCGACAGCAUUUGCGUAUGCAGCGACAUGGGUCACCGAGGGCCUGGUUUUCCUCAAAUCCCUUCGAAAACUGACCGUUGUCAUCGAGUUCAGUGUCUCUGUUGCCACGCAGGUCACUGCGACCGACAGAAACCACUUUGAGCACACGCUGAGAUCGUCAUUGUCGAGUGUCGACGUGACGGUGGACUGGAGAAUACACAGAGAGAUGAUUCUCGGAAUAGACGACAAUGAGUGGGUUGACUUCCUAUGGCUGCAAGACUGGGCCAUAACUGCGCAAGGGUAG
Fonsecaea erecta is the source of this 1101-nucleotide messenger RNA. RefSeq lists its product as hypothetical. The coding region runs from base 1 to 1101 and encodes 366 amino acids. The transcript has a single exon. The record is from RefSeq and is a predicted model, not a curated record. NCBI's taxonomy places the organism in Eukaryota, Fungi, Ascomycota, Eurotiomycetes, Chaetothyriales, Herpotrichiellaceae.